AUGAAUUCCCCUAGCCAGCUUUCUUCCGAGUCUGAUGACGAACCACUCUCUCGGAGAGGCAAAGGCAAAGGCAAAGGCAAAGGCAAAGUCAAAGUCAAAGUCAAAAGCAAAGCCAAGGCUUCUGCGGACCCUCCCAAAGCUUUGACCUUCGCAGAACUGCAAAGGCUCCGCGAAGAGGGGAAAGCCGAAAGGGCCCACAAGACCAGGGUGCGAAUGGAAGAAAAGGCCAUGCGGAAACGGUUGGGUAGGAAGCUUACCUCUGAAGAAAGGUCGACUAUCGCCCUGCAUUUCCAUCAUGAAGAACUUCGCAAUGUCUGGGGAGAUUUGGAAGAAUCCAUACCCGUUGUCGUGCCCAUUAAAGCUGACCAGCCUGCGAAUAUCAAGCUCACGCUACUACCAUUCCAGCGGGAGAGCCUGUAUUGGAUGAAACAGCAAGAACAGGGUGUAUGGCAUGGUGGCAUGCUUGCCGACGAAAUGGGGAUGGGAAAGACCAUCCAAAUCAUCGCCCUUCUUGUUUCUGAUAAAAAGAAGCCAAACCUUGUCAUCGCCCCGACUGUUGCUAUCAUGCAGUGGAAGAAUGAAAUCGAAGCUCAUACUGAUGGCAUGAAAGUUCUCAUUUGGCACGGCCAGUCUCGAGAAUCCGAUGUGAAAGAGCUCAAGAAGUAUGAUGUAGUUUUAAGUACCUACGCCGUCCUGGAGAGCUCUUUCCGAAAGCAAGAGAAAGGUUUCGAGCGUAAGAAGGGUGACCGCAAAAUGCUCGUAACUGAAAAGUCACCGGUGCAUCAAAUACAGUGGAACCGAAUUAUCCUGGACGAAGCACACAAUAUCAAAGAGCGCGCAACAAAUACAGCGAAAGCCACGUUUAAGCUACAGGGUAAUUACCGCUGGUGUCUCUCCGGAACGCCACUCCAGAAUCGCGUUGGAGAAUUGUAUAGUCUAGUUCGAUUCUUGGGCGGUGAUCCAUUCUCCUACUAUUUCUGUAAACGAUGCCCUUGUAAAUCACUGCACUGGCGAUUCAAGGACAGGUGUACUUGCGAUGAUUGCGGACAUAGCCCGAUGCAACAUACUUGUUUCUGGAACAGCGAAAUCUUGACGCCAAUCCAAAAGUAUGGAAUGGAAGGAUCAGGGAAACCAGCCUUCAAGAAGCUCAAGAUAUUGUUGGACCGCAUGAUGCUGCGUAGGACCAAACUCGAACGCGCUGACGAUCUUGGGUUACCUCCUCGUACCGUGAUUGUCCGCAGAGACUAUUUCAGUCCAGAGGAGAAAGAGCUUUAUACGUCCCUGUUCUCAGAUGCCAAGAGGCAGUUCAAUACCUACCUGGAUCAUGGGACCAUUCUGAAUAAUUAUUCGAAUAUUUUCAGUUUGCUGACUCGUAUGCGGCAAAUGGCUUGUCAUCCGGAUCUUGUGAUUCGGAGCAAGACCAAUGCUAAUAAAUUUGUACCAGAAGAUGAGGGCGAAGCCACGGUUUGCCGACUUUGUAAUGACAUAGCGGAAGAUGCCAUUCAGUCCAAGUGUCGGCACAUCUUCGACCGGGAAUGUAUCAAGCAGUAUCUGAACACAGCUGUCGAACAAAAUCCGGCAUGCCCCGUGUGUCAUCUGGUCUUGACCAUCAAUCUAGAGGCGCCUGCGCUAGAGCUUGGAGAGGAACAAGCCCAAGCGCGACAAGGAAUUCUUGGCCGACUUGACAUUGACACGUGGCGAUCUUCCACGAAAAUUGAGGCAUUGGUAGAAGAGUUGAGCAAUCUGCGUAUGCAGGAUGCCACGACGAAGAGCCUCGUUUUCAGCCAGUUUGUAAACUUCCUCGAUCUUAUUGCUUUUAGACUCCAGAAGGCAGGGUUUACAAUUUGUCGUCUUGAAGGGACCAUGAGUCCACAAGCUCGUAAUGCCACCAUUAAACAUUUUAUGAAUAAUGUUGAUGUCACCGUGUUCCUCGUCAGCUUGAAGGCGGGCGGUGUGGCCCUAAAUCUGACUGAAGCGUCGCGUGUAUACCUCAUGGAUAGUUGGUGGAACCCUGCUUGCGACGCAGAGGCCAUGGACCGGAUCCAUCGUUUGGGACAACACCGGCCGGUGAAGGCCAUCAAAUUGGUUGUUGAAGAUAGUAUCGAGAGCCGAAUUGUCCAGCUUCAAGAGAAAAAGUCGGCUAUGAUCGACGCAACGCUGUCCCCGGACGACUCUGCUAUGGGAAGGUUAACGCCCGCUGAUGUAAGUUUUUCCUCUACCUUGUGUUGUUGUUCUUGUAGCUAA
Molecule: messenger RNA, 2244 nt
Organism: Guyanagaster necrorhizus
Lineage: Eukaryota; Fungi; Basidiomycota; Agaricomycetes; Agaricales; Physalacriaceae
Exons: 19
Coding region: 1-2244 (747 amino acids)
Biological process (GO): nucleotide-excision repair
Cellular component (GO): nucleus
Molecular function (GO): ATP binding; metal ion binding; ATP-dependent activity, acting on DNA
Source: RefSeq, a predicted model, not a curated record